Rotaria sordida is the source of this 852-nucleotide messenger RNA. NCBI's taxonomy places the organism in Eukaryota, Metazoa, Rotifera, Eurotatoria, Philodinida, Philodinidae. The record is from the annotation of a GenBank genome assembly.
AUGAAUUCAGCUGAAAAUCAAACGACUAGUCCGAAUAAACAGUCGAGAAGUUCAUUAGAUGAACAUGAUUUAACAAAUAAACGUCUCAAAAUAGAUCAUGCAGAUCAGAACAAUCAAACUCACCAAGUUUCCACAACAAAGAAUCAGUCAACAUAUGUCAAAACUAUACAAAAAAAUGUUUUCAAGAAACAAUCUCAGUUCUUCAUCGAAUCUUUGCUUACUGAUCAACAACAGAUUGAUGUUAAACAAUUACCAAGUUCUCUUGAAACACUACCAAACGAACUGUUAAUCGUUAUUUUUUCUCAUUUGACUUUACAUGAUCUUGUCAGAACAUUUUAUGGACUUAACUGGCGAUUCAAUUCGCUCGUCUUUGCAUCGACUCGUCAUUGUAGCCUUCCAUAUAAAACACCACUAGUUUGGUUUGUUGAAUAUAUGUCACUCAUCGAAAAUACUAUUGAAAGUGUGCGUUUGGAUGUCGACUCGAUAUUGAAUGUUUUUUCAUAUAGAAAUUUAUUUGUCAAUCUUCGUUCAAUUAUACUUGUCAAGGUGUUAUUUUUUACAGUCGAAUUGAAUGUCACAAAUUGCUCUGCUAUGAGUGCUAUUCUGUCAUGUUUGAACAUCAUUCGAAUAUGCAAUAUCUGGCCUGCGCAUGAAUUCGAAGAGGAAACGGAAACUGAUCAUUGCGGACUUUUUCGUAGUCGUGACAGAUUAACCAGCUAUCAGCAGGUUCGUAAGUCAUUUAUUAUAUUUUAGUUAUCUUGCAAAAUCCAAUAAUUUCUAGGCUCAGGUCGUCGUCAACACAUUACCAUGCCCAGCCAUUGUACGCUUAUCUAUUGAAGAAUGUACAGAACA